Saccoglossus kowalevskii is the source of this 762-nucleotide messenger RNA. RefSeq lists its product as uncharacterized. NCBI's taxonomy places the organism in Eukaryota, Metazoa, Hemichordata, Enteropneusta, Harrimaniidae. The record is from RefSeq and is a predicted model, not a curated record. Gene Ontology annotation, biological process: DNA catabolic process. Gene Ontology annotation, molecular function: nucleic acid binding; 3'-5'-DNA exonuclease activity. Gene Ontology annotation, cellular component: cytoplasm.
AUUGCUGCAUCUUAUGAUGGUAAAAUAUUUGAUGAGUAUGUUGACCCCUGUCAGCCAAUACAUCCAGCAGCAUCCAAUGUAACUGGGUUGACAUAUACAUGUGGUAAACUGUUUCAUAACUUUAAUUUAGUACCAACAUUAUCACAGAAAGAUGCUCUUGAGAGUUUUAUAGAAUGGAUUCCAUUAAAUUCUGUGUUAGUUGCACAUAACUGUAAGAAUUUUGAUGCUAGGAUUCUGGUUAGUUCUGUGCAAAGAUAUGGUCUUUUAGACAAACUGAAACAUAAACAUUGCUGCUUUUCUGAUACGCUCUCUGUAUUUCGUGAAAUUUUACCACCUCGAUCAUCUUACUCUGAAGAAAACCUGGUUAAUGAUUAUUUACACACUGAAUACAGUGCUCACAAUGCAAAACAUGAUGUACAUAUGCUUCAACAAUUGAUUGGUAAAUGUAAUGUUGACAUCAGCCAUAUUAGUAAACAUAGCUUCUCUGUUGAUUUUAUUAUAGAAGCUCUUGAAUUUCUAUUGUGUAAAAAGAAAAAUCUGUCUUCUCUUAGUCAACUAAUAAGUAAGAAGGUAAUUACAAAGUGUAUGGCUGAGAAAAUAGCUGCUUCUGGUCUGGCUUUUUGUCACUUGAACUUGGCUUAUAGCAGAGGAGGGAUAGAUGGAUUGGUGAAGUUGCUUAGUGAAGAUUAUUUUGGUCAUCCACGGGUAACCAAACAUAAAAAAACAUUCUUGUCACUAUCGCAGUUUUUUGAAAAGAAGUAA